Marmota flaviventris (yellow-bellied marmot) is the source of this 1402-nucleotide messenger RNA. RefSeq names its product ring finger protein 151 (gene Rnf151). The record is from RefSeq and is a predicted model, not a curated record. Gene Ontology annotation, molecular function: zinc ion binding; ubiquitin-protein transferase activity. NCBI's taxonomy places the organism in Eukaryota, Metazoa, Chordata, Mammalia, Rodentia, Sciuridae. Gene Ontology annotation, cellular component: plasma membrane signaling receptor complex. Gene Ontology annotation, biological process: protein ubiquitination; regulation of canonical NF-kappaB signal transduction.
CAAUGCCACUGUGAUGUCGGCCCACACCUGCUGUGAAAUGGAGGCUCCCGAGCCCCGGGCAUCAGUGGAGCUGCCUACCGUCCAGAUACAGAUCAUGAGUGGCGGGUAUGAUCUCAACCUCUUUGCCAGCCCUCCCGACUGCAACUUCCUGUGCUCCGUCUGCCAUGGGGUUCUCAAGAGGCCAGUAAGGUUGCCAUGUAGCCACACCUUCUGCAAAAAGUGCAUCCUCCGGUGGCUAGCCAGACAAAACACCUGUCCAUGCUGCAGGAAAGAGGUGAAAAGGAAAAAGAUGGUCCAUGUGAAUAAACUCCGGAAAACCAUUGGCCGCCUAGAAGUCAAGUGCAAGAACGCUGAGGCUGGCUGUUUGGUGACAUGCCCCCUGGCCCAUCGCAAGGGGCAUCAGGACUCAUGCCCCUUUGAGCUGAUGGCCUGCCCCAACGAAGGCUGCUCUGCGCGAGUGCCACGUGGGGACCUGGCUGAGCACCAGCAGCACUGCCAGCAAGGUGGUGAGCAGCUUUGCCUCUUGGGCUGCGGGGCCACCUUGGGCCCAGCUGAACGUGCACGCCAUAACUGCUACCGAGAACUACGCGAGGCCUGGAGCGAGCGCCAGGAGCGCAGCCGGACUCUGCUGCUAAGUCUGCUGCGGCGUGUGCGCCGGGUGCACCGCACCACCAACCUCAUCCGCCGGCAACUGGCCCAGCUAGGCAACUUCCUGGAGGAGGAUGACACCCUGCUCCUGGGCACUGUGCAGGAGGCUGAGGCCACCCCAGUGGGCAGUACUGACGCUGAGGUGUGGGGGUCACAGGGCCAGCGUGCCUUGUAAAUACAAGGACAAAUAAAUGCUGAGCCCAGGCCGGGCCUAUCUCACCGCCUCUGUGCCUGCUAGCCUCAUACCCUGUGCCCAUUCCCCAGGCCCCCUUGCUCUUCAUUUGUCUAUUUCUUUUCUCUCAAUGUCUCUUCUCCCAAUCUCAACUCCAGUUGCUUCCUAUCAAUUUGUUUUAUCAGUUUUGUAGCCUGUAGCAUGAAUGGCUCAAAAUCGUUAACUCAGUAAAAGCCAGUUCCUCAGUAGCUCAGGAGGACCUGCACCCUCUCUGCACUCCUGUCCUUUAAGAAUAUCCUCUGGGGUUGGAGAUAUAGCUCAGUGAACUAGCACCGGGAGGCCCUGGAUUCAAUCCCUAGCACCACAGUCUCCUGUGCAAUGGCUCCCUUAGCCACACUGACCUCUGCACCCCUAAGCAGUGGCUGUCCCUCUGUCCGAAACACGAUCUCCAAAAAACUGCUUUACUUCAAUUGCUCCGGUGCCCCCUUCUCAAUGAAGCCUUCUGCACUGCCCCCAUUUAAAACUGCACUUAUGGGGCUGGGGAUGUGGCUCAAGCGGUAGCGCGCUCGCCUGGCAUGAGUG